AUGCAGACAUUUAAUAAAAUCACUAAUAUGAUUGAAAUAUCAAAAUAUCCUUGUUUAGGACCAAAUCUUUCCUUAUUGAAAUUUGUAGGAUUAUGGCAUCCUAUUCUUGAUCGUACAGCAAAGAUUAAAUUAGUACUCUUCUUUUUUAUUAUAUCAUUUUUCUUCAGCCAAUAUUUAAAAUGUGUUAUUUCUUUUAAUAUUGUGUCAGUAAAAUUAAUUCUACAAUACGCACCAUUUCACUUGGGGAUUAUUAAGGCAUGCUUUUUUCUGAAAGACUACAAACAUUGGAUUUCGCUAAUUGAAUACAUAUCAAUUAUAGAAACAGCUCAACUAUCUGAUAAGCGUGUAGCUAAAGUUAUGAAAAGCUACAUUAAGUACAGCCGUAUGGUUACAUAUUCUUUCUGGACUCUCGCAUUUUUUUCUAAUUUCAGCAUUUUCUCGGAGCCCUAUCGCAGUAAUCACGAUACUGAGAAUAGCAGUUACGUGCAAAUAUUUGACGGUUAUAAUCCAUUCAGCCGCGUGCCAUCUGGCUAUUAUUUUGGAAUAGCAAUUCAAACAAUACUGGGCCAUGUUGUGAGUGCUUAUGUCGUGGGCUGGGACACCUGUAUCGUAUCGAUAAUGAUAUUUUUCGCUGGACAGCUGCAAAUAUCCCGAGUUUACUGUAAAAGAAUCGGUUGUUUGGAAAAUGAUUCAGCUAACAGCAAUUAUAUAGCAACCUUCCACCACUAUUAUACAAAUUUGAUACAAUACCACAACCUGUUCAACUCCUUAACUUCACCCGUUAUGUUCGUCUACUUAAUCGUAAUUUCUGUGAGUCUGGGAGUGUGUAUCAUACAAAUAGUGGAGAAUCAGAAUGACGUCAGUGCUGUAGUAUCGGGAUGCUUAUAUGUGAACGCCUGUCUGAUACAACUGCUACUCUUCUACUGGCAUAGCAACGAAGUUACAGAGACGUGUCUAUUGGUGUCUUAUGGAAUAUUCGAAAGUAACUGGGUACACACUAAUUGUAAUCUUCGAAGAGACAUCUUUUUACUGGGAGAGUUGACAAGCAAAAAGCUUGUUUUCAAUGCGGGCCCUUUUAACAACAUGUCUCUCAAAACUUUUGUUUCGAUUUUACGAGCCAGUUACAGUUUCUUCACGCUACUUGAUAAAAAGUGA
Molecule: messenger RNA, 1155 nt
Organism: Leptidea sinapis
Lineage: Eukaryota; Metazoa; Arthropoda; Insecta; Lepidoptera; Pieridae
Gene: Or-36
Product: odorant receptor 49b-like
Exons: 5
Coding region: 1-1155 (384 amino acids)
Biological process (GO): sensory perception of smell; detection of chemical stimulus involved in sensory perception of smell
Cellular component (GO): plasma membrane
Molecular function (GO): olfactory receptor activity; odorant binding
Source: RefSeq, a predicted model, not a curated record